CGCUAUAGAUGAUUAAAUACAUUUUGAUCCAUGUGCAUAGAUCUAUGGGCUACCUGUUUGACCGGAUUCUAUUAGUGCAGCAGUAAUCAGGCGUCGUCCAUCCACUCCCACAGGAGAUGUGACAUGGUUCGAUGUGGGAAUAGAGCGCCAAUCCUAUUACUUGGUGGAUUGAACCUACCAGCUUAUAAGAAGAGCUUCGUUCGCACAUACGAGCACUACAAUUAGCUCAACGUCAACCUUAUCCACAAUUCGUGUAGAAUAACUUUGCCCAGCAUGAAAUAUCCAGCUUUACUGGCAAGCUUCGCUUCCGCGGCUUCGGCAACCAUUUUCUACGCCGGCGUCGCGGAGUCGGGUGGUGAAUUUGGUGUCUGGAGUGCCGACGCCAAAAAGGGUACCGGUUUACCAGGAGCAUUCGGUGUCGACUACAAGUUCAUUGAUAAGGCCGGCGUUGAUGUUCAUGUGGACCAGAAUCACCUCAAUCUCUUCCGUAUAGCCUUCCUCCUCGAGCGAAUGGCUCCUGUUGCAACCGGCCUUGGGAAAACUUUUAAUGAGAGCCAUUUCACAUACUUCAAAGAGGCGGUCGACUACGUAACAGUUACCAAAGGUGCAUAUGCGAUCUUGGAUCCGCACAAUUAUAUGCGCUAUAACGACCCGAGCUCCCAGCCGUACAGCGGCAGCGUGAUUGGUAACACGUCGGAUCCAACCGCUGCUACGACGGAGCAAUUCGGAGAAUUCUGGGGCGAGUUAGCGAGUCGCUUUGCGGAGAACGAGAAGGUCAUCUUCGGGCUAAUGAACGAACCGCACGACAUGGAGACUAGUCUCGUGCUCAAGAAUAACCAGGCUGCUAUAUACGCCAUUCGUGCAGCCGGCGCUAAGAACUUGAUUAUCCUACCGGGUAACAGCUGGACAGGAGGCCACGCCUGGACUCAAGGGCCGGAUCCAAACAGCGCCAUCAUUCAUCAAUUUACCGAUCCGAUUAACAACACUGCGAUUGAUAUCCACGAGUACCUUGACGUCGACUAUAGCGGCGGCCACAGCGAAUGCGUCAGUGAUCCUGCCACUAAUUUGGCAGAUGUCACAAAAUGGCUCAAGGAACAUGGUCUUAAGGCUUUCAUCACCGAAUUUGGCGGUCAUAACAACACAGGAUGCGCCGACAUGUUGACUGAUUUCGUCAACUACUUGGCCGACAACGGAGAGUACAUCGGUUGGACUGCCUGGGCAGCAGGACCAUUGUGGGGAUCUGCCAGUCCCUGCUGUACGGACUCUCGGAACUACGGUAGUUUUGAACCUGGUAGCAAGGCUGCUGAUGGUGGCCCAAGUCUGUACGAUACUAUCUGGCUUAAAGUGCUCCAGCCGCUUGUGCCGAGUAAGCUUCAGUGGACAGGCAAGGCAAGCGUCGAAGGGGGAGAGUUGACUGAGUUCUCGGCUUAGGCCUAAGAGCCGACCUUACGGGGUUCUGCAGACGCGAUGCUACUUGUCACGACUUCGCCGAGGUGGGAGUUCAAUUGUAUAUUACAUUGACCGCUCUUCGAGACGUUAACUAUUUCCGAAUUCUAGAUAGUAUUC
Messenger RNA from Daldinia caldariorum, 1566 nucleotides. RefSeq names its product glycoside hydrolase family 5 protein. The transcript has 2 exons. Bases 274 to 1431 code for a protein of 385 amino acids. The record is from RefSeq and is a predicted model, not a curated record. Gene Ontology annotation, biological process: glucan catabolic process. Gene Ontology annotation, molecular function: hydrolase activity, hydrolyzing O-glycosyl compounds. NCBI's taxonomy places the organism in Eukaryota, Fungi, Ascomycota, Sordariomycetes, Xylariales, Hypoxylaceae.